CAGCACGCGUUGCGCGCACGACGCGAGUCGCGCGACCUAGCCUAAUCCGCGUGGGGCGCUUAUCUCGAGCGUACUAACCUCAAAGCCGCGAGGGGGGAAACAGGAGAAGAAAGAGUAUAGCGGGAGGUGGAGCAAAGGCGGUGAAGGAGGAGGAGGAGAAYUACCUGGAGGAUUCGCUGGCCUCCUGUCGUCGUGUUGAAUACGCCCGUGGAAUCCUUUCUCGAUCACGUGAGAGAAAGAGAGAAAGAGAGAUAGAGAGAAAUAAAAAGAUAAAAAGAGGACGAACGAGAGAGUUGGAGCCCUUGGCUAUAGAACGGAAGAGCAAUAACUUAAUCGUCGCCACGUGUCGUCCAAUCUUCUGUCUUUUUUCUUCUUAUUAUUCUUAUUCUUGUUGUUUUAUUCUUAGACUUUUUUAAGUUGUCCUCUUAAUAAUAUUGUUAAUUAACAAAGGAAGACUAACGCAGAAGGACUUUUGGAAGAGAGGAAGAGGUGACGGUCGUUGGGAGAUGAUGGGGUGGUGGGGAUACGAUCUCGUGAGACAAUCGUUGAUCGAAAGUAAUCCGCCAUGUCAGGGGGACACCAUAAUAUCGUUGACAAGAAGCCUACGAUAAUCGUUUAAGGCGUUUGAUGAUUUUUUGAGAAUCGAUCGAUAGGAUCGCAUCGCGUAACGUUACUUGUUACGUUUCAUUGCUCCGUUACGAUUUAUACGUUCGUUCGUUCGUUCGUUCGUUCGUACGUACGGUUGUUUGUUUGUUUGUUUGUUUGUUCGGUAAAAAAGUAUAGACGCCGGUAAGUUAGUUCGUUCCUUCGUUCCUUCGUUUAUUCGUUCGUUCGUUCGUUCGUUCGUCGUUCGAGCCGAAGGAAAAGCCGAGUGUUCGCGAUACAUUCGUUCAUUCGUCGUUUGUUCGUUCGUACGGUCGUUCGUUCGUUCCUUCGUUCGUUUGUUUCUUCGUUAAUUUUCGAUUUCGUGCCGCGAUAAUCGAAAAAGUGUAAAACGUGAUAAACAUAAACGUUAAAUAAUAAAAAGAAACAUUGAAAAAGGAUUUAAUCCUCCUCAUAAGAUCGAAUAGAAAAGUGUUGUUUUGUUCAAUCUUCCUGUGAAUGGAUGGCGAACAUAGGUGUUGAAGAAACAACGAGGAUCGUACGAUGAGCGACGGUAUUGCCGGUGCGAUCGCGAUCAGUUUGUUCGGAGACGAGAAGAAGAGGAGGGACAGCAUGGACACUGCAGGUUAUUCGGCUCUUUCCAAUGACGACGUUUGCAGAAUGUUCGAUCAGUAUUCCUAUAAGAGAAACGACAAUCUCAAUUUGUCCUUGAACGACGGUUACAAUAUGGCUGACCAGACAUUUCACACGCCAAGUUUUGGAGAUGAGGUUUUUGAUAUACCACCUAUACACCCUCAUCCACAUCAACAACAUCAACCGCAACAACAGCAACAACAGCAGCCUCAACAACAACAGCCUCAACAUCAUCAACAACAUGAUCCUAUGCAUGGAUAUCAAUCACAGAUGAUACAGUCCGCUGGAAUGCAGCAAUCUCCGGAUGGCCUCAGUCUUGAUCCCGGUGGGUACCAACAACAAAUGUACCUGCAACAGGAACACUCGAUGCAAGCCAUCAAUGUCAGUUCAGCGUAUAGCAGUCCUCAAGGAUCAUAUACGACUAUGAGUUCACCACGUCAACAGCAUAGCAAUUUGUUGUUACUUCAACAACAACAACAGCAACAACAACAACAGCAACAACAACAUCAACAACAACAACAGCAUCAACAACAACAACAACAUCAACAACAAGUGCAACUACAACAUAUGCAAUAUAUGCAUUCUCAGCAACAACAACAACAACAACAGCAACAACAGCAGCAACAACAACUUCAACAAUUACAAUAUAGGAGCCCAACUGGUGGUAGUCCACCUGCUAUUCAAUCUAACAUACCUGAAAAUAAUAAUACUACCACUAGUGAAGAUAGUGAUGACAGUACACCUCAUUCAGGAACUAUCGCUGGAAUUAAACGACCGUCACCUGAACCGACAGAUGUGGGAGCUAAAAAUCAGAGGAAAACUAAAUCACAAAAGAAGAAGAAGAAGAGAGACCCUAACGAACCCCAAAAACCAGUCUCAGCGUACGCUUUAUUCUUCCGAGAUACACAAGCAGCCAUUAAAGGACAAAAUCCUAAUGCGAGUUUUGGCGAAAUUUCGAAAAUAGUUGCAUCAAUGUGGGAUGCUUUGGAAAUCGAGCAUAAGAACGUUUAUAAGAAAAAGACUGAAGCAGCAAAGAAGGAAUAUUUGAAGGCUUUAGCAGCGUAUAGGGCUUCUUUGGUUAGUAAAGGAGCUGCUGAGAAUGAACAACAACAGCAGCAACAGCAUCAGCAACAACAACAACAACAGCAUCAACAACAACAACAACAACAACAACAGCAGCAGCAACAACAGCAACAACAACAGCAACAACAACAGCCGCAAGUGCAAUACACCGGAUAUCCUAAUUACGGCGGAAAUGGUGCACCAGGAAAUGUUGCAUAUGAAGUUUACAGUCCGCAACCGCAACCAUCAUCACCUCAACAACAACAUCAACAACAUCAGCAUCAACAGCAUCAACAUCAGCAGCAACAUCAGCAGCAACAGCAGCAACAACAGAUGGCCAUUAAGAAGUCACCGCAUCAUCUUACGAUGCAGGGUAAUCCUCAACAGCAGGCACAACAGGGAUUAUUGGGCAAUGCCAUGGCAUCGGCGCAUAUGACACAACAACACAUGCAGCAACAGGUGUCACAGCAGCAAUACAUGCAGGUGCCACAGCAACAAGUACAGGUACAAGUACCUCAACAACAACAAAUGAUUCAUAUGAGCCCUCCUAGAGGAGAUUCACUUUCAAGCCCACCUCCGGUAAGUGGUUCGCAAGCUGCCAUGGUAGGACAAAGACAACCAACAAAUGCAUGUAUCCGUCAUGGAUGUCCAAAUCCUGCAGUAGCCAAUAGCGAAUGGGAAGAUGAGUAUUGCAGUAAUGAGUGCGUGGUCAGCCACUGCAGGUUUGUAGAUGUCUUCACCACGUGGGUAUCGUCGAAUCAAAAUCCUCAGCAGAAUUUCUCCACUGUGAAAUAAGUGUUUACGCAAAAUGAUGUCGAACUACGUCGUUAAACAAAAAUUACAUAAAGGUUUUUGCCAAUGCGAGGAAACCUGUUGUUAACAGUAAGAUAUCUAAACUAAAAUGUGUAUAUAUAGAGGCCACAGCGGAAUGACAAACAAAAAACAAAAAAAAAAACAAAAGAAAAAAAACAAAGGGAAAAGUCAGCGCUAAAAUACUAUCAUAAAAUACAGUAAGGACUAUAAAAUGAAAUAAAACUCAAAAAACAAUCUCACGAACUAUUGUAUGCGUAAAGAAAUAAUAUAGCAUCAGGAAAAAGCGAAUAAUCACAUAAAGAUAUACCUACACAUACAUAUAGACAUACAUACAUACCUACAUAAAUACAUUUUAAAUCAGAUAGAAAAAAAUACAAAUGUAUUUAUGUUACACUUUGUAGAACGGACAGAUACAUACUUGUAAAUUAAGAAGCCUUAUUUACAAUAAUCCAUUUUACUCUGGUCAAAAAGUGUCUAUCUACAAAGCUCGGGGCAUAUACUACUACUAUUAGAAAAUGAGAGAGCAGGAUUAAGUAACCAGAAUGAGAAAAGAACUAAAGAAGAAGAAGAAGAAGAAGAAGACUUUGCAACAAUUUUCCUUUUUCAUAGGAUUGCAAUAAUAAACUAACUACUUCUUUGUUGAUAGACGAUACGAGGCGUGCCAAUUGUACAGUUAAUACAACAAACAGUACGUUCGUUCUUUUUAAAGUCCCGAAUUAAUAAUAGAUGAAAAAACAAUUUUUCACACUAAUGAUCCAUUGAUAUGAUUCUUAGAUCAUUUUUAUUGGGAAUCCAUUUUAAAAAGGACACACGACACGAAAAUAAUGAAAUAAAAAUUCAAAUCGUCCUUAUUGUACGAAUUUACAUCCAUAAUAAUAAUAAUAAUAAUAAUAAUAAUAAUAUGAUAAUGAAGAUUUUGAAAGAAUUAUAAAAUGAGACAGUGGAUGAGAGAACAUUAUAGUCGUACCAUUUUAACGGGGUAAAUGAGAAAUACAGAGAAAGAGGAGAAGAGGUAUUAUAAUUGCAUGUAAAUAAUAAUAAUAAUAAUAAUAAUAAUUUACAAUUAAAUAUUAUCCCAUUUAUAAUAAAAAUAGUGAGAAGAAUAAGAAGAUGAAUAGAAAAAGAGAGGAUGGAAGUAAGAUACGGCGAGAUAGAAUGGGAGGGAGGAGCAGUUUAAGAAUUAAGAAAAUAAUAAUAAGAACAAAAAAUCAAUCAUGUCUGUAUAGUAAA
Molecule: messenger RNA, 4341 nt
Organism: Polistes dominula (European paper wasp)
Lineage: Eukaryota; Metazoa; Arthropoda; Insecta; Hymenoptera; Vespidae
Product: TOX high mobility group box family member 4
Biological process (GO): regulation of transcription by RNA polymerase II
Cellular component (GO): nucleus
Molecular function (GO): chromatin DNA binding
Source: RefSeq, a predicted model, not a curated record